AUGUCGUAUUUGUCUGUCAUUGUUGUUCAGGUGGUGAAUAAGAUCAAGCUACAAGGCUCAGAAACUAUGAAAAAGAUCAUCAAGGAAAACAAAUGUACACGUACCAUGGUUUGGGCCGAAAAGAACAAGGUGCGAAUAUUCCCUGCUAACGUUCUUGAGGACCUGGAAAAGAGUGUAGUGCCGGGAUAUCUCAAGCACAGCCCUGAGAAUUUGGAUGCGGCUCUACAUCUUGAGAUGAGCACCAGGGCCCCAAGCAGGGUUUUAAAAUCACGGGUAUAUUCUUCUCCUGAAACGGUCCUAGGGCAAGAAAUGGAGCUUCUUCCUCUCGAGGUAUGCAGCUUUCUCCAGUCGGUACCCAACGCUGAGGUGGCCGAGUUCGUGGCGGGCAAGCAGCCAGGCAGCUUGAACGAGGCUCAAGACUUGGUAGCCGAGCUCACGGCGGCGCCGCUGGCCAAGACGUGCCUGGUGUCCUUCAUGGGCGACGACGACUAUGGCCGCUGGCUCCGGGGCACGGUCAACGGCCGCCCGGCGUCCUUCAUGCUCAGCCAGAACUCGGACAGCUUCGUGUCGGUCAACGCCGUCAACCGCCUCGGGCUGACGACUUCGCUGUGCCGUCCGUUUAGCGUCAACCUGCUUGUGGGGAGCACCGCGCAGCCCAGCAAUCGCAAAGUGGCGGACCUCGAGUUUGAGCUCGAGGGCGGGUUCAAGGGAUGCCUGGAUUUCGCGGUCAUGAAUCUGGCUCGCCACGAUUUCGUCCUCGGCCACGAGCUCAUAAACUUGUGCUCCGAGUAUGUUCUCAGCUUUCGGGAUGGCAUGAAGGUCGAGCUAGAAUGCGGAGGGCAAAGUUUCACCUCCCGGUUUCAGCAGGGCCGUCCCCAGUUUUAGGUUAUCCGUUGUCGAGGGUCAUGAAUCGUCGAGAAGAUGUUCUUGGAUGUUGUGUUUUUUCCAUUGUUUUCCAUUGUUUCAUCGCAGAGCUUGUUUCCAUCGUCUUUCCAUGUUUUCCAUUGUUUCGUAUAGUUCUCUGAGUUUCUCUUUACGUGGCUCUUUGAUUAGUCACGCUUUCUGGUCCUGGAGAAUCGCCCCCAGCUGCUUCCAGGCCUGUCUCCUCUGUGCCAUUAAGAACGCACUGGGCUGUGAUUAAAAAUCCAAUGAAAUCAAAAGCAUUGGUUUGCAGAUCAACA
Molecule: messenger RNA, 1181 nt
Organism: Selaginella moellendorffii
Lineage: Eukaryota; Viridiplantae; Streptophyta; Lycopodiopsida; Selaginellales; Selaginellaceae
Exons: 2
Coding region: 1-885 (294 amino acids)
Source: RefSeq, a predicted model, not a curated record